AUGAAGAAGAACUUGGCAGUUUUAUUCCUAGUGUCUUCUUUGAUUCCAAAUGCAUAUAGUGUAAUGAAAGUCACAGCGCAGGGGAAGAACAAAUGUGAUGAGAAGACCUUCAUUACCACACAAACCGAAUGCCGUCCUUGUUCUCUGAAUUUUGAUGCUCAGUGUCCUGAAGGCUCUACCAGAAUUACCAAUGGUUAUGGGACGCAAAAAUGCAGGUUUGGGGGUCAGAUCAGGGGGGGCUCUAUUAUCUCCCUCGAGGGAUGUCAGCAUACAUGUAUGAAGGAGUAUCAGCAGCCUCAGUGCUGCCCAGGUUAUUGGGGACCUGACUGCCUAGAAUGUCCAGGCGGAGCAGCAUCCCCCUGCAAUAACAGAGGACAUUGCUCUCAGGGCAUUACUGGGAAAGGAAUCUGUACCUGCCAGAAAGGAUUUUCUGGAGUUGCUUGUGAAACAUGUGAUAAAGAUCUUUUUGGACCUCUCUGUAUGUCAGCCAUCAACCCAUGCUUGGAACAGGUCUGUGAUCCCCAUGCUGACUGCAUCUACCUUGGUCCCAGUCAUCAUACAUGUUCAUGCCAGAAUGGCUACAAAGGAGAUGGCCAAGUUUGCACUCCAAUAGAUCCUCGGCAGACAAAAUCUGUGCAUUGUCCUGCAGAGUCCACUGAAUGUAAAUAUGAUAGCCCUGGAAAGGUUCUUACACCCCACAGAGGAGUGAGGUCCACACCGCCAAAACUUCUUGUCCGUUUAGAACAGAUGCCAGACUACUCCAUUUUCAGGGGUUAUAUUAUUCAAUAUAACCUGGCAAGCGAAAUAGAAGCAGCUGGCACCUAUACCAUUUUUGCCCCGGAUGACUAUUCAAUUAAAAGUUACCUCAAGAGUAAACAGAUGACCUCUCUGGAUGAAGACCAAAUCCGGUUCCAUGUUCUUCUAGAGGAGAAGCUCUUCAAGAAUGACUUGCAUAACGGGAUGUUCAGGGACACCAUGCUUGGUUUUUCAUUUAGAGUAGGAUUCUUCAUCCAUGAUGCUCAGCUCUACAUAAAUGAAGCACCUAUAAAUUAUCCAAAUGUUGCAACUGAAAAAGGAAUUAUCCAUGGACUGGGAAAAGUAAUGGAAAUCAAGAAGAACCGAUGUGAUACCAAUGAUACUGCAAUAAUAACUAGGAGCUGUUUGCCCUGUAUCUUCAGCAAUGGCUGUCCUCCUGGAACGAAAGUGGUGGCAGGGAGCAAACAAAUGUGCUUCUACUACAGAUCUUCAGGGCGCGCCAUGGAAAAAGGAUGCCAGGUCCAGUGUGCAAAGACUGUAAUUACCAGAGAAUGUUGUGCGGGUUUCUAUGGCACACAGUGUGAGCCGUGUCCACAAGCAGCUGGAAAUGUUUGCUUUGGGAAUGGAAUUUGCUUGGAUGGCUUCAACGGCACCGGCUUCUGUGAGUGUGAAGCGGGCUUCAAAGGACUGGCCUGUGAUAGUUGCAGCGAAGGCAAAUAUGGCAUUAACUGUGAUCAAGAGUGUGCCUGCGUCCAUGGGAAGUGUAGCAGUGGCAUUAAAGGGGAUGGCUCUUGUGAAUGUGACGCUGGCUGGAGAGGUGUGAAAUGUGAUACGGAAAUCAAGGAUGAUAACUGCAACAAUUCUUGCCACACCAGUGCUAACUGCCUUCUCAAUCCUAAAGGGACAUCAUACUGCAAAUGUGCAGCUGGCUUUAAAGGGAAUGGAACACAUUGUACAGCCAUUGAUGCAUGUGAAAUCAGCAAUGGAGGUUGUUCCACUGAAGCAGAAUGUAGACGGACCACUCCAGGAAAUCGAGUGUGUGUUUGCAAAACAGGUUACACUGGAGAUGGAAUAGUCUGCCUUGAAAUUAACCCCUGCAUAACAAAUAAUGGUGGAUGUGACAAACAUGCAGAAUGCACUCAUAUUGGACCCAAUCAGGCAGUGUGCAACUGUUUAAAAGGAUAUUCUGGAAAUGGCCAUUCAUGCACCUACAUCAGUUUAUGUGCAAUUAAUAAUGGCGGUUGUGGGAAAAAUGCAGUCUGCAAUGAUACUGAAGUGACUGGAAGGACCUGUGCAUGUAAAUCUGGUUACAUUGGUGAUGGAUUUAUUUGCAGAGGCACCAUCAUCCAGGAACUUGUAAGGGAUUUCAACACUAGUCAAUUUAAGAUGUAUCUUCAGGAUGCUGGUGUCCAAGAUUUGGAAGGGGCUGGCCCUUUCACUGUUUUCGUACCCCUAAGAAAAGCAGUUCAAUCAAAAACUUACGACUGGGUCAAAAAUGGUGUGAUGCCCCAGAUACUUCGCUACCAUAUAGUAGCUUGUAGAGCGCUACUCUACUACGAUUUGACAACCGAUAAAAACGUGACUACUCUCCAGGGAGAACAACUCAAGAUCACUUUCUCACAGAAUUCAGUAUUUUUAAAUGGCAAAGCUAAAAUUUUAACCCGUGAUAUGAUCUGCACAAACGGAGUCAUCCACAUCAUAGACAACUGGCUGGUUCCACAGAGGAUUCAAGACUUCGCGACUCCUCAUCCGACAACGGAGAGGGAAAGUCUCAAAAUGGUGGCAGCAAAAAAUGGCUACAUCAUGUUUGUCAACUUGCUUGAGAGUGCUGGAUUGUUUAGCUUCCUCAAUGAUCCUGCUCACCAACCGGUCACCUUGUUUUGGCCCACCGACAAAGUGGUCAGAGCUCUGCCUGCAGAACAGCAGGAUUUUCUAUUUAAAAUGUCAAACAAGGCAAAAUUGCAGCAGUAUCUGAAAUUCCACGUUAUUAGAGAUGCCAAGAUUUCAGCCUAUGCCCUCCCUACCUCCACUUCACUGGCAACAGUUCAAGGUUUUGAUCUCAGUGUGACGUGUGGUAAAUAUAACGAUGAAAUUGGUGAAUUGUAUGUCAAUGAUAACAGCUGUAAAAUAGUGCAAAGGUAUCUGGAGUUUGACGGUGGCGUUGCUUACGGGAUUGACUGCUUGUUCACAGAUCCUAACUUUGGAGGUCGCUGUGACACUUUCGUCAGUUAUGAUGUUCCGGGAGAUUGUGUUAGUUGUUACAGAACUCCGAAGUGUCCUGUUGGGGCUAAAAUAAAGGGACAACAGUCACACCCGUGCACUUACUAUAGCUAUGGAAGACUCCGUGAAGGCUGCCAGAGGAACUGCUCUGUGUCUGUCAGGGUACCCCAGUGCUGCAAGGGCUACUUUGGGAUUGACUGUCAAGGCUGCCCGGGAGGGCCAGAAGCUCCAUGUAACAGCCGUGGGUCAUGUGAUGAAGGAUACUCUGGCACAGGAGAAUGCACAUGUUAUGGUGGCUUCAAUGGGACGUCAUGUGAACUCUGUCUGCCUGGAAGAUACGGCCCAGAUUGCAGAUUCUGUCAGUGCACGGAGCAAGGACAAUGCGAUGAAGGGAUUUCUGGAUCAGGACUAUGUGUCUGUGAAACUGGAUGGACAGGAAGGUUCUGUGAAACCAAACUGGAUGUGGUACCAGUGUGUUCACCCAGCUGUUCCACCAAUGCUGUGUGCAAGGCCCAAAACAUCUGUCAAUGUAAACUAUAUUAUACUGGAGAUGGAAUCACCUGUACAGCAAUUAACCUUUGUAAGGUAGCCAAUGGUGGCUGUCAUAAGAAUGCAAGAUGCACGCAAUCUGGUGUGAAAGUCAACUGCACAUGUCAGAAAGGAUACAAAGGAGAUGGCCAGAUCUGCAUGGCUAUCAACCCUUGUACAGAUGGGCUCAAUGGUGGUUGCCAUGAACAUGCGAUUUGUACAAAAACAGGGCCUGGUAAGCGCAAAUGCGAAUGCAAAGAUAACUACAUUGGUGAUGGAAUUGACUGCGAAGUGAAACAGCUCCGAAUGAACCGAUGUUUGCAAGACAACGGACAAUGCCAUGCUGAUGCUAAAUGUGUAGAUCUCCAUUUUGAGGAUGCAACCGCUGGAGUUUUUCACAUACGUUCUCCACUGGGACAGUACAAACUGACUUAUGACGAAGCAAAUAAAACCUGUGCAGAUGAAGGAGCGACACUGGCUACAUACAAUCAGCUCUUAUAUGCCCAGAAGGCAAAGUACCACUUAUGCUCAGCUGGCUGGCUACAGAAUCGGAGAGUAGGCUAUCCAACAGCCUUCUCUGCCCCUAAUUGUGGUGGAGGACUCAUUGGGAUUGUCGACUAUGGAAUCAAAAUCAACCAGAGUGAAAGAUGGGAUGCCUUCUGCUACAGAGUCAAAGAUGUUAACUGCACUUGCAAAAUUGGCUAUGUGGGUAAUGGAUUCACAUGUACUGGAAAUCUGCUUCAAGUCCUCUUGUCUGUCCCAACAUUUACAAACUUUGUCUCGGAGGUCUUUACUUACUCAAAUACCUCAAAGAAAGGUCAAGAAUUCUUGAAAUACCUCACAAAUUUGUCAAUUAAAGCUACAUUGUUUGUGCCAGACAAUAAUGGACUGAAGGAAAAUGAGACACUUUCUGGAAGAGACAUUGAGUACCAUUUGUCCAACAUCAGCAUAUUGUACUAUGAAGACUUGGCCAACGGAACUACUCUUCAAACCAGAAUAGGGAAAAAGCUUUCAAUUACUCAUGGUGAAAACCAAGAAAACCAGGCCUCCGUUGCUAAAAAGAGGGCAAUGAGGUAUGUGGAUGGAAGAGCUAUCCUUGGGUGGGACAUUGUUGCUUCCAAUGGGGUCAUCCAUGUCAUUGCAGCACCCCUGAAGGCUCCUCCUCUGCCCCCUGCAUUCUCACAUCUUGGAGUUGGAACAGGACUAUUCUUUGCAGUUCUGCUCCUCAUUGGAAUCAUUGGCCUUAUUGGGUAUGCAUACUUCAGAUUUAAGCAAGGAGAUAUUCACUUCCAGCGUUUCAAGCAAAACAAUGAUAUCGAUGUAACUACGCUGGACAGAGCCCGGACUUCAAACAUCUCAAACAUUAACUAUGAAGGCUCAACAACUUCACCACCAGAUCUUCCUUAUGAUCCAUUUUCAGCUUCUGAUGUACGUGAACUGGUGACUGAUGAUCCACCUGCAGAGUUCUGA
This is a messenger RNA of Euleptes europaea (tarantolino), 4974 nucleotides long. RefSeq names its product stabilin 2 (gene STAB2). Gene Ontology annotation, molecular function: hyaluronic acid binding. Gene Ontology annotation, biological process: cell adhesion. The record is from RefSeq and is a predicted model, not a curated record. The transcript has 44 exons. Bases 1 to 4974 code for a protein of 1657 amino acids. NCBI's taxonomy places the organism in Eukaryota, Metazoa, Chordata, Lepidosauria, Squamata, Sphaerodactylidae.